Mandrillus leucophaeus (drill) is the source of this 830-nucleotide messenger RNA. It is a transcript of the gene CHURC1, whose product is annotated as churchill domain containing 1. Gene Ontology annotation, molecular function: zinc ion binding. Gene Ontology annotation, biological process: multicellular organism development; fibroblast growth factor receptor signaling pathway; positive regulation of DNA-templated transcription. The transcript is spliced from 4 exons. Lineage: Eukaryota; Metazoa; Chordata; Mammalia; Primates; Cercopithecidae. Bases 1 to 423 code for a protein of 140 amino acids. The record is from RefSeq and is a predicted model, not a curated record.
AUGCGGCAACCAUAUCUCAGCUCUCGCGAGGUUUGGUCUUCCCGGAAGCGUUGGAGGGCAUUCCAUGUUGACCUCAUCGCGAUGUGUGGCGACUGUGUGGAGAAGGAAUAUCCCAACCGGGGUAACACCUGCCUGGAGAAUGGAUCUUUUUUGCUGAACUUUACAGGCUGUGCAGUGUGUAGUAAGCGGGAUUUUAUGCUGAUCACAAACAAAUCCUUGAAAGAAGAAGAUGGAGAAGAAAUAGUUACCUAUGAUCCAGAUUUGUGUAAGAAUUGUCAUCAUGUAAUAGCCAGACAUGAGUAUACAUUCAGUAUCAUGGAUGAAUUUCAGGAGUAUACCAUGCUGUGUCUGUUAUGUGGCAAAGCUGAAGAUACUAUCAGUAUUCUCCCUGAUGACCCCCGACAAAUGACUCUCUUAUUCUAAGGAUCCUUCUACAGAUCUGUUAUAACUUGGGUUGGUUUACAAUACAGCAAGCCUGAUGGUUUGUCUUAUUUCAUUCACACUGAAAAUUCUUUGCAUAUUUUUUUUCUGCUUAGACUUACUUAUUCUUUGAGGAAAAAAAGUAACGUAGGAGAUCAUUGUUCUCUAGAGCUGAGCUCUUCUGCUAAAGUUCAAAGUUCACAUCGGUGUAGCCAGAGUGAAGCAUCUUUGUUAGCAGUUGUGUGGUCAGAAAACAACUAGAAUGGGAGCAUACCUGGUGCCCAGAUUUUGGUUUCCAAUAAAAGGAACCAGGGCUCCUUGGAAAAUCAACUGAUUCUACAACUGGGGUGUGAACUAUACAAGAUGAGCCUAGAGUAUCUUGUGCCACAGAAAAGUGAAGUUCUGAAAUU